AGCUAAAGAGUGGGAUUUUGCACGAUUUGGCAAUAUUGCCGGUUAGUGAGAUUGUUUUUAUUUUAUUUUAUUAAUAAUUUUCGUUAGUAUCGGUUCGGUGGCAUAAAUAAUUUAGUCGGUGUUUAUUCAUUUUUAUCUAAGUAGAAAGUAUCAAAAUGAGGGUUCUUCAAGCAGCCAAGCACACAUUAACAAAAAUUAAUAAAUUGCCAAACUUGGCUCAGUUUUCUAGUGCUGCCCAAGUUAAACCAGAAGUUACACCGAAUGUAUUGUAUACUGGAGUCUUCAUCAAUAAUGAAUGGCACAAAUCAAAGUCAGGCGCCACAUUUCAGACAAUCAAUCCAUCAAAUGGACAAGUCAUUGCAGAAGUACAGCGUGGCUCUCAAGCCGAUAUUGAUAUAGCGGUAGACGCUGCAAAUGAAGCCUUCCGUCUACAUUCACCAUGGAGAAUCUUAGAUGCUUCAGAAAGAGGCAGACUUUUAUAUAAGUUGUCCGACUUGAUUGAAAGAGAUGCCGCAUAUAUUGCUAGCUUAGAAACUCUGGAUAAUGGAAAACCAUUCAAUCAAUCCUAUCCAGUCGAUGUUAUUGGAUCCAUCAAAGUUUUGAGGUAUAUGGCCGGAUGGGCCGACAAAAAUCAUGGAAAAACUAUCCCCAUGGACGGAAAUUUCUUCGCAUACACCAGACACGAACCUGUGGGAGUGUGCGGUCAAAUUAUCCCGUGGAAUUUCCCGUUGCUUAUGAUGGCGUGGAAAAUUGGACCCGCUCUUGCAUUAGGAAACACUGUCGUACUGAAACCAGCUGAGCAAACACCUUUAACUUCCUUGUACGUAGCUCAGUUGGCUAAAGAAGCUGGAUUCCCUGCAGGUGUUCUUAAUGUCGUUCCUGGUUAUGGUGAUGCUGGUGCAGCUUUGGUCGCUAACCUCAACGUCGAUAAAAUUGCUUUCACCGGAUCCACGCAAGUCGGAAAGUUGAUCCAACAAAACUCCGGAGUUGGUAAUUUGAAACGUGUCACUCUUGAAUUGGGUGGUAAGAGUCCUAACAUUAUCUUAGCUGAUGUUGAUAUUGAAAAGGCUGUAGAGCAGGCUCAUCAAGCUGUUUAUUUCAAUCAAGGACAAGUGUGCUGUGCUGGUACUCGCACCUUUAUUGAAGAGUCGAUUUACGACGAGUUUGUUGAGAGAUCAGUGGAAAGAGCAAAGAAACGUAGAGUUGGAGAUCCAUUCCAUCCAGAAACUGAACAAGGACCUCAGGUUGAUGAAGAGCAAAUGAAUAAAAUUUUGGGAUUAAUUCAAGAAGGUGUAUCGCAGGGAGCUAAACUGGUUCAUGGUGGUCAAAGACAUGGCAAUGAAGGAUAUUUUGUACAACCGACAGUGUUUGCUGAUGUUGAAGAUCACCACGUUAUAGCCAGAGAAGAGAUUUUUGGCCCUGUCCAGCAAUUGUUGAAAUUCAAAAACUUGGAUGAACUUAUCGUGCGUGCCAAUACUACAAACUAUGGUCUUGCAUCAGCCAUUUUCUCCAAAGAUAUUGAUAAGAUUAACUAUCUGGCUCAGGGUAUUAAAGCUGGAACAGUUUGGGUGAAUUGCUACAAUGUUUUAACUGCACAAACACCAUUUGGAGGAUACAAGGACUCUGGCCAUGGAAGAGAAAUGGGAGAAUAUGGAUUGAAUCAAUACACAGAAGUUAAAACUGUUAUUGUAUCACAGUUGCAAAAGAAUUCAUAAAAAAACAGACGAGUUUUACACAUAAGCAAGAAAAUACAUAUAUUAUAAUUUUUAAACGAGUUUUUUGAAUUGUUCGUUGUGCGUAUAUUGUUAGGCUUACAUUUGUAUAAUAAUAUUUUUUUACUGUUUUAAUAUUUAAGUGUUUUAUCUGAUUUAUUUUCUAAACUUAUCUGAUGUUUUUCAAUAAAAGUUGUCAGUCAUU
Sitophilus oryzae (rice weevil) is the source of this 1917-nucleotide messenger RNA. Its product is annotated as aldehyde dehydrogenase, mitochondrial. The coding region runs from base 156 to 1715 and encodes 519 amino acids. The transcript has 10 exons. The record is from RefSeq and is a predicted model, not a curated record. NCBI's taxonomy places the organism in Eukaryota, Metazoa, Arthropoda, Insecta, Coleoptera, Curculionidae. Gene Ontology annotation, molecular function: aldehyde dehydrogenase (NAD+) activity.